Messenger RNA from Exophiala oligosperma, 642 nucleotides. RefSeq lists its product as uncharacterized. NCBI's taxonomy places the organism in Eukaryota, Fungi, Ascomycota, Eurotiomycetes, Chaetothyriales, Herpotrichiellaceae. The transcript has 2 exons. Gene Ontology annotation, molecular function: carbon-sulfur lyase activity. The record is from RefSeq and is a predicted model, not a curated record. The coding region runs from base 108 to 557 and encodes 149 amino acids.
CAUUUGACAAUAUCUAUAUCACUCCUCACUCUGGUAGAGUGCCAGACACAUCUCUACUGCAAUCAGCCAGGAGUCAUCAAGGAAGAGACUCGACAAGUUCAGUCACCAUGGGGUCAGGAACGCCCUCCAUGUCGGGGAGUUGUCUUUGCGGUUCCAUCAUAGUCACGAUCCCGAAACCUCAAACCGUCCUCCGCACAAUGGCGUGCCAUUGCACACAUUGCCGAAAGGGAGCCGGUGGACCGUACCAGACGAACGCCGCAUUCAGGUCAACGGAUGUCGACAUUCGAGACGAAGCUUCCAAGCUGACAAAGUACACAUUUCCUGGCGAUGAUGUUUGCAGCGGGUAUUCCAAGGAGAAAUGGUUCUGCAAUACCUGCGGCUGUACCAUUUUCAUCCGACCGAUGAAACACGAUGGCGAUGUCGUGGUUUUGAAGACGAGCAUCUUAGAGAGAGAUCUGGAGAACUGUCUGAGGCCGAAGAUGGAAUAUUUUGUCACAAAACGAUGUUCUUAUGUAGCCUCGAUUCCGGAAGCGAAGCAAUUCGAUGCCAUGCCUUGAAGGAAAAUUUGAGAAGAUCGACUAUCAAGGGCUUUCAGGUAGUUUUAGGGACAAGAAACAAACGAGGUAUGAACGAAUAGACCCA